AUGGGCAAGAAUAGUUCGGGUGAAUCAUCUUCAGAUGAUGAUCGUAAGAAAAAGCACAAAAAGAAUAAGGACAAGAAAAAGAAGAGUAAAAAGGAUAAGAAAAAGCAUAAAAAAGACAAGAAGUCUGAUAAGCAUAAGGAGAAGAAAGAAAAAUCUUCAGUCAAAUUGAAGCCUGACAGAACUCGAGAAUAGAUCUAGUUUAGCAAAGAUGUUAAAGAGAUGUUUCACAAAUUUGCAGCUAAUAUAGAAUUCGAUAGAUCUGCCUAUUAACCAUCAAACAAUGACUUUGGGCCUUAGCCUACUCUAAAAGACCAAAUAAAUUCAGGUUCAAUCUUGAGAGAUAUGUAUCACAAACCUAAAUAAGUUGCUCCUAUAGCUGCUACUGUCCAUGAAUAUGAUAAUAAUGAAUUUAUGAAUAGUGUGAAAGAGAGAAAAAAGGAAAUAUUCAACCAGAUACUUGGUAUAGAAGAAUAAAAAGAUGAAGAUCAGGAAUAAGACAAUUUAGCUUUAUAAAACCCAGAGGAAAAGACUUAAGCAACAAAUUAAGAAACAGAACUUAGCGAACUCAGUGUUAAGAAAAAAAGGGAACCGCCACCAUAAAAAGUUGAGGAAAUGCCUCUAAGUUUUAGAGAAAGACUACUUUAGAACUCAUAAGCUCCUGUGGUUGGAAAUAUUUUGAAUUCUAUAAAGUAAAGGGAAGAAGAAAUGCGAAUGAAGGAGGAAAAGUAGAGGCACAAGGAUCGUAAUUUAUCGAAUAAGUUAUCUUACUAACCAUCGGCUGCAUAGCUAUAACUGUAAAAGUAAUAAAGAUAAGCUCUAACUGAUGAAGAGCAGUUUUAGAGAAAACUACAAAUUGCUAUAAAUAAGAAGAAAAGAGAAAAAAAGGAAGAGAGGAAAUAAGUGAAACUGCAAAAGGAAAAAGAAAUUAUGGAAGAGAAAAUGAGGAAGAUACAAUAUUCGAGGCUGAAAAGAAAGCGCCGAGCUGAGUAUAAAAUGCGAUAGAAAGAAGCAAUGAGGAGUAGGAAAAAUUUAGAAGGUGAAAUAUCUAUGUAGUAUAAUGAGAAGGGGCGGAAAAUUGAGGAAGGAUAUCUUAACACUCUUAAUUAGAUGAGGAAAGAGUCUGCAGAAUUAAAGAAAAAGGAAAAGGAAUCUGAAAGUAAUGAUGGUAGUGAUUUAUCAGAUGAUGAUGAUGAAUUGAGUGCUGAUGAUAAUAGCGAUUGA
This is a messenger RNA of Stylonychia lemnae, 1221 nucleotides long. The record is from the annotation of a GenBank genome assembly. Lineage: Eukaryota; Ciliophora; Spirotrichea; Sporadotrichida; Oxytrichidae.